AUGAUCUUGUUGACACACGUGACCGAGGAUGAUGAAAGAAGGUGGCCGACGCAAAUGGCACGCACUCGUGACAGUUUCGUGCAUGGAAGAAGGAACAUGGUGGUCGAAAAAAGAGGAACAGUCGAGCACACGAGCACGGGUACCCUUUGUAAGUUCGCGCACGAGGUUCGCGUCGUUCCAAGAGGACCACCACACCGCCCACGUCGUCGUCGAUUAUCGGGAGGUAUACGUGAAAGAUCCUGCAAUACGGUAGUCGGUAGGCGGUAUGGCCUACCAACAGGCGCAUACAGGUAUACGCAAGCUCUUUGUCGGACGGAGGUGGAGUACGGGUUAUAUUGGCGCCACCUCCUGCACGGUUAA
Molecule: messenger RNA, 360 nt
Organism: Osmia bicornis bicornis
Lineage: Eukaryota; Metazoa; Arthropoda; Insecta; Hymenoptera; Megachilidae
Source: RefSeq, a predicted model, not a curated record